Molecule: messenger RNA, 831 nt
Organism: Besnoitia besnoiti
Lineage: Eukaryota; Apicomplexa; Conoidasida; Eucoccidiorida; Sarcocystidae
Product: coatomer epsilon subunit protein
Exons: 7
Coding region: 1-831 (276 amino acids)
Biological process (GO): retrograde vesicle-mediated transport, Golgi to endoplasmic reticulum; endoplasmic reticulum to Golgi vesicle-mediated transport; intra-Golgi vesicle-mediated transport
Cellular component (GO): COPI vesicle coat
Molecular function (GO): structural molecule activity; protein binding
Source: RefSeq, a predicted model, not a curated record
AUGGAAGAAGACGAACUCUCUCCGUGUAGAGCCCUGUACUACGUCGGGCUCUACGAUCAGUGCCUCGCGCGCUGCAGCGCCACGCACGUAACUGGCGCACUCGCUCAGCAGGAAAAGGAAGGUCUCCUGUAUGCCUGCCGCGUGAUGCGGAGUCGCCAGACGCAGGGCGGAGUGAAUCCGAAUGAAGUGCAGGCGAUGAGCGCGAGCCUCAAUCCCUUUCUGCGCAGCCUCGCGAUCUACUUGCAAUUCCUUGCGGCCGCGUCCGCUCAGGAGCAGUUGACUAUGUAUCAGCAACUGCGUGGCUUGAUGCAGGAACAAGGCAACACGUUCUCCGUCUUUUUCGCGGCCUCCGCGGCCGCCACCCUGGGAAACUUUUCUGACGCUCUGCAGUUCGCCUCUCAGCUUCAGCUUCUCGAGAUGCGCGUGCUGAAGAUUCAGAUUCUGCUGCUCAUGAAUCGCGGAGACUUGGCUGAAGAAGAGGCGCGACAGGUGGGUUGUGCGAGAUGCGAUGUAAAUCCCGCCAGUUUUGUGGCGUGUACCCUUUUGCUGCUGACAGGCAAAGCCGCGGCGAACAUCCAACGCCGUGAAUGGACGACGGCGCUGGAAGACGCGCUCGCCGCUUACCAACAGGCGCCCCAAGACGCCGACACGCUGGUAAACUUGAUCUGCUGCUGCCAGAACCUGAAGAGGCAUCAAGACGCAGGCUUUUACCUCGAGCGCCUGAGCAGCAUCGCACCUUCGCACCCGAUGGUCGCCAAGAUGCGCGAGCUGCAUGCAGCCUUCGCGAACGCAGCAACCGCGCCGAAGCCGAACGCCCACGUUCUCUUGUGA